Peromyscus californicus insignis is the source of this 13238-nucleotide messenger RNA. It is a transcript of the gene Strbp, whose product is annotated as spermatid perinuclear RNA binding protein. Gene Ontology annotation, molecular function: double-stranded RNA binding; single-stranded RNA binding. The transcript is spliced from 19 exons. Gene Ontology annotation, cellular component: precatalytic spliceosome. NCBI's taxonomy places the organism in Eukaryota, Metazoa, Chordata, Mammalia, Rodentia, Cricetidae. The coding region runs from base 396 to 2342 and encodes 648 amino acids. The record is from RefSeq and is a predicted model, not a curated record.
GCGGUCGCCGCCGAAGCCGAUCUCGGAUCCGCGAGCGCCACCAGGGCAGCAGCCGCCGCAGCCGCCGCCGCUGUGCUGAGGAGCCGGAGACGCGGGCAGACGAGGUGGCGGCGGCGGCGGAGCGGGAGCGGGGAACGGACGCGGGCGGAGCGCGGCGGCGCGGCUGCCCAAGGUUACUGGCGUUGGAGCCAAGAGGAUUGGAUUUAACCAGGGCUGCUAUUUUGUCAGGUGUAAUCCAGAGAACAAUUUUCAAACAUCUUUGCUCAUAUUUGACACUGAGCAGUCAGGGGAUUCAGGCAUAUGAGGAGGUAUUGUCACACAAAACAGUGUCUAGUGAAGACGACAAGAAAGAGAGAGAAGGAUCGGAAAAAGAAGCUAAAAUACCAUAGGAAACCAUGAGAUCUAUUAGAUCUUUUGCCAAUGACGAUCGCCAUGUUAUGGUGAAACAUUCAACAAUCUAUCCAUCUCCGGAGGAACUUGAAGCUGUUCAAAAUAUGGUGUCUACUGUUGAAUGUGCUCUUAAACAUGUCUCAGAUUGGCUGGAUGAAACAAAUAAAGGCACAAAAACUGAGGGGGAGACAGAAGUAAAGAAAGAAGAGGCUGUGGAAAACUAUUCCAAGGAUCAAGGUGGCCGGACAUUGUGUGGUGUAAUGAGGAUUGGCUUGGUUGCAAAAGGCUUGCUGAUUAAAGAUGAUAUGGACUUGGAGCUGGUUUUAAUGUGCAAAGACAAACCCACGGAAACCCUGCUAAAUACAGUCAAAGAUAACCUUCCUAUUCAAAUUCAGAAACUGACAGAAGAGAAAUACCAAGUGGAACAAUGUAUAAGUGAAGCUUCUAUUAUAAUUCGGAACACGAAAGAACCCACACUGACCUUGAAGGUGAUACUUACUUCCCCUUUAAUUAGGGACGAAUUGGAGAAGAAGGAUGGAGAAAAUGUUAUGAUGAAAGACCCUCCGGACUUACUGGACAGGCAGAAAUGCCUAAAUGCCUUGGCUUCUCUUCGACAUGCCAAAUGGUUUCAGGCAAGGGCAAAUGGAUUAAAGUCAUGUGUAAUUGUCCUCCGCAUUCUGCGUGAUUUGUGCAACAGAGUACCUACAUGGGCACCAUUGAAAGGAUGGCCACUAGAGCUUAUAUGUGAAAAGUCUAUAGGUACUUGUAAUAGACCUUUGGGCGCUGGGGAGGCCUUGAGACGAGUAAUGGAGUGUUUGGCAUCUGGAAUACUACUUCCUGGGGGUCCUGGCCUUCAUGAUCCUUGUGAGAGAGACCCAACAGAUGCUCUGAGCUACAUGACCACUCAGCAAAAAGAAGAAAUCACUCAAAGUGCACAGCAUGCACUUAGACUAUCAGCCUUUGGCCAGAUUUAUAAAGUGCUGGAAAUGGACCCCCUUCCAUCUAGUAAGCCUUUUCAGAAGUAUUCCUGGUCGGUUACUGAUAAAGAAGGUGCUGGAUCUUCAGCUCUAAAGAGGCCAUUUGAAGAUGGAUUAGGGGAUGAUAAAGAUCCCAAUAAGAAGAUGAAACGAAACUUAAGGAAAAUUCUGGACAGUAAAGCAAUAGACCUUAUGAAUGCACUAAUGAGAUUAAACCAGAUCAGGCCUGGGCUUCAAUAUAAGCUUUUGUCACAAUCUGGCCCAGUCCAUGCCCCAGUCUUCACAAUGUCUGUAGAUGUGGAUGGCACAACAUAUGAAGCCUCAGGACCAUCCAAGAAAACAGCAAAACUUCAUGUAGCAGUGAAGGUUUUACAGGCAAUGGGAUACCCAACAGGUUUUGAUGCAGAUAUUGAAUGUAUGAGCUCCGAUGAAAAAUCAGAUAAUGAAAGCAAAAAUGAAACAGUGUCUUCAAACUCAAGCAAUAAUACUGGAAAUUCUACAACUGAGACCUCCAGUACCUUAGAGGUAAGAACUCAGGGUCCUAUCCUCACAGCAAGUGGCAAAAACCCUGUAAUGGAGCUCAAUGAAAAGAGGAGAGGUCUCAAGUAUGAACUCAUCUCAGAGACUGGUGGAAGCCAUGACAAGCGCUUUGUAAUGGAGGUAGAAGUAGAUGGACAGAAAUUUAGAGGUGCAGGUCCAAACAAGAAAGUGGCCAAGGCAAGUGCAGCACUAGCUGCCCUGGAGAAGCUGUUUUCUGGACCCAAUGCAGCAAAUAAUAAGAAAAAGAAGAUCAUUCCUCAGGCAAAGGGUGUUGUGAAUACGGCAGUAUCUGCAGCAGUUCAGGCAGUUCGGGGCAGAGGAAGAGGAACUCUGACAAGGGGAGCGUUCGUGGGGGCCACAGCAGCUCCUGGCUACAUAGCUCCAGGUUAUGGAACACCGUAUGGUUACAGCACAGCUGCCCCUGCAUAUGGUUAAUACUUUUAAGCAGUUUUCAGCACGUUUAUCUCACUUUAUUCUCGUUCUCCUCGGACCUCCGUAGCCAUAUCACUUGUAUAAGAUAGGCUGAGAUAUAGUGACUGUAAGCUGUGAUCUCAGUUCACAAAGGUAAGCUCUUUUAUUUUCUGAUUAAAGAAAAAACAAUAACCAAUUAACACAACUUGCAUAUAUGACAAUCAUAUGAUGUAUUUGAUCUCUUAGGUCUUAUGUCACUGCAUUAACUUUAAAUUUUUAUGGUCUAAAUGUAAAAUAGUAAUUUUCAGCAUUUGUUUUAAUACUCUUGUAAAUGCUUUUUAUUCAAGAGAAACAUUUCACAUUCACUGAGUCAAGUGUAUGUGGGUAGAAAUUUAGGAUAUAAUGUCUAUGUAAAUUAUACAUACAGAGGCACUUGUUGGAAUAUAAUAAUUCAGUGGUAGGAACACUUUAAGAAGAAUUAAAAUGAAAGGGCACUCUGUUGGCCAAGGAGCUGGGAUAUCAGAAGCAGUAACAUUGGUAACAGUGCCGUAGGAUUCAUGUGUGCACUUGCAACACAGGCUGAGGGUAUAAGUGCCAAUCUCUCAAGAAGAGAACCUUCUCUGACCUGUGUUGCAUGCCCCAAUACAGCAACAGCAAGAAGCCAUUAAAAAAAAAAAAAAAAAGCAAUAGAAAAGUUAAAAAAACAAAACUAUUAACUGUGGAAAAUAUGUGUAAUUGGUUGAGUUUAGCUAAUUAUUUGUAGAAUCAACUUGAGCAAGACUCAGAAAGGUGAUACUGAGUCCACAGAAACCAAAUCGACUUAAGGAAUCUGUUUUUUCCAGGUUAGGUAGCUAGAAUAUUUCUCAUUGUAGUCAGUCAUCAACAGUUCAUUUAAAUGGUGUGAGGGUUAGGCCAGAUACUUUAAUAAGGAUUUGCUUCCUUUAGUAUACCCCAUAAAUACACCUCAUUAUAGUAGAUGUUCUGUGCUAAAGCUGUAUUUAUAUAGAUAGAUAUAUAAAAAUAAAAUUUAUGUUUUACAUUUCUUUCUGUAGCAAUUUCUAUUCAUUUCUAGCAUUAAGGUUGCUGGGACAACUUUGUACCCAUACAGAACCUGCAGUUUAUGAGGUUGGCUUCUGUUAAAGGCUGAACAAGGCAGAGCAGUGUAGUGCAGUCCUGUGCCUGCUGAUGCCAAGUCCUUUUCUGGGACCCUGAGAAAGAGGCCCUGACCAGUGGGAGCGUCUGAAGUCUGAAAGUUCCCUUGCUGGUGGAAUUGGCCUUGCUGUAAAUAAAUGCCCUACUUUGGGAGAUAGUGUAUUAACAGUGGCAAAAGUUACUAAUUUAUUUAGUAGUUUAAUUAUAAAAUAAUGAAUAUUGUAGGCUUUCUAACACCACAAAGUUGAUGUUACUUGGAGAUUUCUUCAAGUAGCGUAUUUCCUCGGCACUUUUGAGGAGCUGAAAUCUGCUCUGAUUACACUCCUCAUGCUCUGUCCAAAUGUACAGUCAGAAAGUGGGAUGCCCAGCACACACUGCAGCCCUGCUUGGCAGCUGUCUCUGUAGUCCUGCCAAGAACACAGUGGGCAAUGUAAACACUGACUGCAUUCUUUCAGUGGCAGGUGAGUCUUACCAUUAUAAUAAAUCACUUGCUGUAAGUUUCCUGAUUCUUACUUUUCACUAAUGAUUAGAGUGGAGGAGAAUAGUCAGCACUAAGGGAAAUGCGCUAGAGAUGUUUUCUCCCCAAGCUGUCUGGAGCCUGUAAACCAGGGGUAUUGUGAGCAAAGUGACAUCUGAAGGCAGCCUGCUCCAUGAAUGGUCUGCCUUUCAUUUUUACUCUUUUAAUGCCAGUGCCUCAAGUCACCCAGAACCGCAAAGGUACCAUGGCAUUCGUGCCUGUUCUCUGCAACAUCUGAUGCCAUGCAGUCAAGUGUUCCUUAGUGUUACUAGGAGGCUUGGGAGGGAGGUGGAUGGGUGUCAGUGACCUAAGCACAGCAGACCUAAGCACCCGAAGUUAAGAUGAGCUUCAACAUGGGUGUGUGUGUCUGUAGCACUUAACAGCGCACAGUGCAGCCCUGUUUAAGACUCAGCCCCUUCUCCUGAUAGUGUCUUACAGAAAGGCUGUUAGGCAGAGAAUUUGUGUAGGAUUAGUUGCACAAAUAGAUAUCCUUUCCCAUGUCACUGUCAUUUCAGUUAGGAGCUAACAGCUUCCACUAAUGUUUGAAGCAAUGAUCUUUGGAAGUUUUUAAAAAUAGAACCAUAAUGUGAAUUGGGUUAUAUAAGCUUUACAGCACAGAUAGAGAUAAAGGAUAGAAGCCAUGUGGGAAUCUAGGCCAAUGGAUUUCUGUCACUCCAGCCUAUUCCUGUGGAGCUUGGGAAUCUGAUGAGUUCAUAUAUUCAAAGCUUUUAAUGGUACCUGGUACACAGGAAGUACUUGUGAAUGCUGACUCUGCUGUUCUGGUUGAGACAGAAGGACAGAUGUGAGACUCUGCUGGUUAAGCAGCAGGUGCACGGUCUGCUUAGGAGUGAGUUGGGCUUACUACUUUGUGCUCAUAGGCCUGGGCCUUCUCCAGCCCGAGGCCAGACUUGGCAGGACAGGUUUGCUCAUAUUUCUGCUGCAGCAGUUAAAUCACCAGCCAGCUUGCAGCCUAUGGUUUGUAGAUAUUUGUUUGGGAUUUACGGGUGCUUAGAGUUUUACAAAGGCUGAACUUAGAACAUUUACCUGCUGAUUUCAAGUUUUCUACCCACAGUUUAGUAGUAAAGAACCUAUAGUGGCCAGAAUCUAGUCUCAAAGGCUUGUGGUGUUGGGUUUUAGAGAACAAGUUAUUAUAAACUUUGGAAAGAAAAGGAGGACCGAGGAAGCACCUAGGAUGCUGUUGACUCAGAUUCUUCUGUGAGGAGUCCCUGUAUCUUGUCUCAUGAUACAUUAGUGGAAAGCAUCUGCACUCACACCACAUGAGGCCUCCCUUCUAUCUGAGACUCUUAGAGCGUUAGUCUAUUGUGUUUCUACCUGUUUGUCUACCUAUCUGGACACAGUUGGGAAGUUUCUGUUGAAUACAAGGACAAAUGGGGUGAUGGUAAAGUUGCUGCUUCUGAACUACCAUGCAAGUACUGGCUCACACAUGCUUGCAAAGACCUAAGGAGCCUCAGAAGAAGGGUGAACAGGUUGAGUUCCGCAAGGCUGUUGGUAGGAGGCGAGUUAAGUGGAAACACAAAUUGAAUUCUGAGGUGCUGAAUUUUAGAAAAAACUGUGUGGACAAGGAUUACCUUUAAGGAGUAAAUUAGACUUGUGUUACUUGGUAAAAGUUACUAUGUUUCUCCUUAGCUGAGACUGUGGGUAGGUUCUCAUUUGGCCAGCAUUGAAGGAAGGCUCUUACACACACACACACACACACACACACACACACACACACACACACACACACACGAACACACACCACCAAACAAAACAACAGCAAAAAACAAUUCUACCUAGAACUUUACCAUUUGUGCAAGUGGUUCUCUUGCCUUGCAAGGGGGUGGUGUAAAGAUUACCGCCACUGCCAUGCCCAGGUGGCAGUAGGGUGGACUUAACAACUUCCUCCUCACGGGAGAGGAGUGGUCCACAGUUGUCUCUCUCUGCUGCUGUAUGGCCAACAGCAGCACAUGGGGUCAGCAUUGUUGCAGUUAGGACAUUGCUGUCCUUUGUUGGAUCUUCUCCUUCCUUGUCCCAAGUCAUUCAGUUAAUGGCAGUUUUUGUUUAGGACUUAGGCUUGUCCAACAUUUUGACAUCGUAACAUGUCUCCUACAAUGUUCAUGUGACAACCAUAUAAAAUUCCACAAAAAAAUUGACAGGAGAAACUAUUUGGGAGGCAUGAGUAGUAGAGUUAAGAAGCCAGAACAGGAAUGAGGAAGGAACAUUGCCAGAAUUGGUAUUGUGGGUGUAUGUGGCACUGGGACAUUCUUAAUUCUCAGACAGCCUUCCUGGAGGUGCUGUUAUUUCUGAUGUGGACAUGAAUCCGAUACGGAGGGUUAGGUGCUAGAGACAGGAGAGAGUCCUCUCUGUGUUUGGUACCAGUGCUGCUUUCUGCUCAGCAAGCUGCAAAUUAUAAGGCAAAGGUGAAGGCUAGCUGGAUUCUAGGCCUCCUGUCUUAAGCACAUUCCGGAGCAGACAAUAUAUCUUGAAAAACAGGGAUUCUUGUUUGGGUUGUUUUUUUGUGGGGGUGAUAGAUGAUCAAAGGAUAUCUAACAAACGGGGGAUGAAGAGAAAGAAGACAAUGGGCUGUGCCAACAGAGGAAGCUUUUGUAUCUAAAGCUUGUUUUUUGUUUUGUUUUGGUGUUUUGUUUGGAUGAAGUAUCAAGAGGCUGAGGUACCUGUUUUCAUUAGCUCUUCUUUCCGGAACAUACUCUCUGCCUGAGAAAGGUGAUGGAGCUGGAGGAGGUUUUGACUCAGUGGGUAGAAGGAAGAGGUUUGGGGUAGAAGGUAGAACUACUUAGGUCUAGAAGGGACAGUGAUACAUCAAAAGACCCAUGCUGAGUGCUAAGCACUUGCCAGUUUGGAAUGUGAGUCUUCCUUCCACCUUGGGCCAGGGUUCUCUGGCUAUAUUUGCUUCUCACCUUGCUGCUUGCAGACGACUUCCCAACUUCAUUGCCAGUUGCUUAGGGGCAGAGAGAGAUAGGAACGGAGUACAGAAUCCCACCUUGCCCAUGUUCUUGUCAUCUUUGACAACUGACAAGGGAAGUAUGCUAUGCUGCAUUCUUGGAGACGAAUUGGAAGAAUCUUAUUUUAACCAAGUUCUAGAGCAUCAAAGCAUGUGAAGAAGCGUGAGGCCAUGGUCUGGGCAGGACUCAGAGCACUGCAGAGCCUUCUUCCAUUCUUUGGUCCAUUUCUAGCUCCCAGUCCUAGAGGAGGAGUGGUGCAAGGAUUAUUGUUCUACAGGGACCAAAACGCAGAGGUCUCUACAAACCACCCUGCUUGUUUGUGGUUGAAUACUGUGGCUUCUAAUUAGUGAGUAUUGAGCCACACAGAGGAAAUGGCAUUUCUUGUGCUGUUUUAAGGGUUAGAUUGGCUUUGAAUCCUGCAACUGAAGGACCUAAAAGUUUGCUCUUAAUGGGAAAGGGCAUUAGGUAAAGUGACUUUGCUCAGUUACAUAGUGCUUGGUGACAGAGCCCACAUGCUCUUGACUGUUCUAUGCUCAGCUGGCUCUGUGCCCUCCUUACCACCCUGCUUCCCAAGGCCAUUUCACAGGAGUGUCCCUUCCUCUGUCUCUGGUACAUUCUACUUCCCUUUAUCUAGACUGUGGGACUAGACUGUGUGUGCCUUACAAAAUAGAACAAACAAAACCAAUCCACCUUUCCUGUCUUAGCUCGUGCUCUCCCUGGUUCCUUUGGAAAUGGAUUGUGAAUCAGCUCUAAGCCAGGAUGCCUGGUUUUUGUUAGUUGUACACUGGAAUAUUAUUAGUCUAGUGCUGUUCUCAAAACUGUAUGUAAUGAAGUGCAAAUUUAGUGGAUGCUGCUUGGAGAGAUCCCAGGCUUUUGGAAAUGUGAUUUUUUGGGGGGUGGGUGGGUAGGGACGGUGGUUGUCAGAUAAUGCUGGCCAGUCUGCAUGUGCUUAACCAAAGGGUCAUCCUCACAGUGGCACUUUCCAGAGCAGUUUAAUGCAGGGUUCCACUUUGUAAAAUCUCUCAUACCAUUUGAGGCUACACUAAGAAAAAUUAUGGAUGCCAUUCUUUGGGAGGUUAGAACAAAGUAUGGAGGGUGCACUUGAGAAACCCAGAAAGGCUAAAGUCACCUGGAAACAAGAUCAAAGGACCAAUGGGUCAAGACUAGUGAAGGGGUGGCCUUGGGCCAAGCAUGGACGCUCUUAUCAGUUAUUUUAAAGAAUUUUACUUGUAUGCGGUUCCAGAGAGGUAACGACAGCUAUGGGCAGCCAGGUGGGCAGUGUGACAUGAAGCUACCACCUGAGGGCAGGUGAAGCUGAUUCAGAAAAACACAGGAAGAAGUGAGCACUGUGGUAUGGUGAUAGCGUAUGUUCAAGCUAUGAGCUAUGUUUGGUGGUGUAUGAGGAAGAUUGUGAGUUCAUGGCCAGCCUAGGCUAUGUAAUGAGACCCUGCCAAAACAAAACAAAACAAAAUAAAACAAAACAAAACAAAACAAAACCAGUUUGGAUAGUAUAGAAGAAGAUGUGCCACAGAUGUCCAUUUGAACCACCUUUGACAGGACUGGGUGACAUUGGGAAUAGGUCCUCUUUCUGGAGCUAGAUUUGAGGAAGGUGUGCACUGUAACCUUCUACUUGGGCUAGGGUCAGGACAUGACAAGGUCUCAGCUUAGGAGAGCUGAGCAAGGACAGAAGACCACUGGCAGGUAGAAGGGAGGCGAACAUCAGGAGGUUUGAACAGAAUCAGAAUUGUCUUCUGUAGUGGGAUGACCACAGCUCGCAGCUCUGCACUGCCUCAGAGGGAUGCUAACCUUGGGUUCAGGGCUGAUGUCUAGCAAGCCCAUUUUCAGUUUCACAGACCAACUGUGAAUUGACCAACAGCAUAGAAGGGCAUAGAGCUGAGUCACAAUUGCAGUAGCCCUGGUCCAAGUGACCCAGGCCUCUUGAUUGGGACAGCAUAGAGUAGUGAGGGGAGUCUGGGAGCGUACCUUGACAUUGGAGGCCUGUGUGCUGAGAAAGGUGCAGCUCUCUAGGUCUUGUGAAUGCCUUGGUAUGGGGCCUGGAAUGGUUAGAUAAUAGGUUGGAGGUAUUUUUUUUUUUUUUUUUUUUUGGUUUUUCGAGACAGGGUUUCUCUGUGUAGCUUUGCGCCUUUCCUGGAACUCGCUUUGGAGACCAGGCUGGCCUCGAACUCACAGAGAUCCGCCUGCCUCUGCCUCCCGAGUGCUGGGAUUAAAGGCGUGCGCCACCACCCGCCCGGCAGGUUGGAGGUAUUUUUCAGAGCUACUUUGUGAAGAGCCCUGGGUGCUGUGCCCUUUGUGAUUACCAUUCUUCGAUGUGGUGAGAAAAUUGUGGAAGUACAUCUAGACAGCCAAGAAGCUAUAAUCAAGGCUGACGAGAAGAGGGAGGAAGAGGCUAUGCUUCAUCCAGAUAAGGAUGAAGGGAGUAGCUAUAGCAAGCAGAGAUGUGGGCCCAUCUGACUUGUCUGUUACAGUAAGCAGGGCCUGAGCAGGGCCUGCAGCUGAUCUGCAUAAGCAGACCAUUCCCAUCCCAUCGGGGACUGGUGCUGCCUCUGAGGUGAAAGGUACUGAUAGAGUUCAGAGCCACUGGGCAGAUAAGGGCGAUCUCCACUGAGGCUGUAGGCAGAAGUAUCAUCUUGACAUGAGGCAGACAGAUUGGAAGCCAGCCAGUUGGCAUCUGUACCCUUUCAUUUUUUUUACAAGGUUGGGCUUGCCAAUCACAACUAUAUACUGGAUAUUCUCUUUUACUGGGGUCUGUCUUUUGCUUUCAUUUAGAUUUUUUUUUUUCCUAAUUUUUAAGAUUUUAACCUAUGCAAGGGUUAGUGCUUUUUGGGAUUCAGUGUCUGUAGAGUAUAGCCUCUAGCCAGUGGGAAGGUUCUUAAGGAUGGAUGAAGCUAUGUGGUUACCGAAGGAUUUGCUCUGGGUUUCAGUUGUGUUAGUCUCCAUCUAGCCAUAUCUCCUGUGUUCUUUUCAGUGCUGGAAUUUCUUUGGGGGUGGGGGGGAGGAGGUAUUCAAAUUAGGGCCUUGCAGGUAAUAGGCUGCUACUCUACAGUGAGCAGGUCAGGAUGGGCUUCUGUAGCUCUGCUGGGGACUAGAACUGGAGGUAGUUGUUUGCAAGCCUUAGGUCAGAGCUUUGGAAGGUAUCUGGGACACCAAGCCUAGCCAUCUUUGAGUAAUAAGAACUCUAAGGCCACACAGAUGUCACCUUCCCAUCUGUUAAAAUGAAAAUCUGGGCAUUGGUGGGUGUGGCUCUGUCCAAUCACACAUUACUUACACACUAUGCCAGAAGGCAGCCCUAGUCUUAAGAUGGUCAAGAUUAUUUACCCUUUACAUCUGUCCUGUGGUAGCACCUGAGCUCUCCUGGGCAAGUACUGAGGAUAAGGUAGGUGCAGAUCCUGUCAGCAGGAAGUGACAGAGGCAUACUGCUGGCCAAAGAGUGUAACGGAAGGGCUCAGGAUCUCCUAGAGGAGGGAAGACUGAGUGGGGCAAUGCCCAAGGGAGGCAACAGCUGUGGAUUUGGACCUAGAGGAUGGCAUGGUCUGGUAAAGAGGUUGUAUCACAGCCACAUCUUUUAUGUUGCCAAGAGGUACUUGGGUUAGAUUGGGACAGGCUGGGUGACAGGCUGAGGGGCAUGGACUAUGCUCCGGGUGGUGGGCAGUCAACAGAUGAGUUUAGGAGGGUAAAGUGGCCACAGAUACACUACGUUGAGUAAUGUCACUCUGAUUAUAGUAGACCAUGCCUGUAACUACAAAUUACACCUUUCCAUUUAGUGUGUACUAGACUGUCAAGGGGUGAGGAGCUCUUAGGAUUAGGACGAAAAGUGCAGCUGGAGCAUUGGAAGGUUUUCUUGCCACGAGGCACAUGACAGCACAUGACAAUUUUAUCAUUCUUCAGGCUUUUUCUUUCUUGUAAGCCUAAAGAUCACCUAACAAUGUUUCUUUGGCCUUGAUCUGUUUUAUAUUCAGGCUAGUUUUGGCUUGGGGCCUGUGUGUGUGAGGGUAAAAUGAUGGACACCAGUCAUCCCCUCCACUCCCAUCCUCACCCCCUUCAGAACCAAUCACAGGGUAAAGAAACUGUAUGGAAUGCAAACUCCCUUCAGGCCAGGCUUUGCAGUCUUCUAGAGGACAGGUGAAUCUUGGGCCUGGAGGGUACUCCUUGGAAUCCCUCUUCUCUCUUCCAGGUACGUACUUCAGGGCAGUUUUUAACCCAGUUCCAGCAACAAUGGCUUGCUCGCAGUAAGGUUUUGUGAUCUGCAGGUGGUAUGCCUGGGAGACAUGCUGGCUGUCUUGAGCCUUGCUUAGCUCCCUCUAGAGCAGUGGUUCUCAACCUUCCUAAUGCUAAGACUCUUUAAUACAGUUCCUCAUGUUGUAGUGACCCUCAACCAUAAAAUUAUUUUCAUUGCUACUUCAUAACUGUAAUUUUGCUACUGUUAUUAGUCAAAAUGUAAAUAGGUUUUUUUUGGACAUAGUUUGUCAAGUUGGUCUCGACUCACAGGUUGAGAACCUUUGCUCUGUAAGGCUGUGCUGCCUGGUCAUGUCUCUGAGGCUGAUAGAAGGAGCAUUCCUUGCAUAUUUCUAGAGAAGUUUCUAGGUUCAUGGAAGAGAAAUUGAUUUUUGCAUGGAGUAGAUGGAGACUGGCUCUGUCUUUGGUAAAGAGUGUGUACUCUGUCCAUAGCUGAUACCAGGAAUAUCCUUUUAUUUGGCAGCUCAGUCCUGUGCUGUGCUCUAGCCUCCUAGGGUGGUUCUUGUCUUCUGGCUGUCAGUAAAUGAUAGAGCUAUGGCUGUUGAUCGUGUCCUAGUGGUCAGUUAUAAGUUUAAUGCCAUCACUUUGUUUUCCUACUCUGGGAAAUAGAUGAUGGUUAAAAUUAAAAAUAAAUACAUUAAAAAACAACAACAACAACAACAACAACAACAACAAAACUCUGCCCUAACUAUUUAUUCUGUACUGGGAGCCAGAAAAAAGUUUUCAUUCCUUGUCAAGUGGUCAAGGAAAUGAAUCAAGAGUAAGGACAGCAUUAGGAGGUUUAAGGUAGUUAGGAAGACUGCCUUUAAGUUUCUUCCUGUAACUUAGAAAGUUGCAUUUCCAGUUUCUGGCUCCUUGCCUUCCUCCGAGUGGUGGAUAAGCUCCACGCUUCCUGACUGAGCAUACCUUUUUACUCUGGCCAAGGAACUUGGUUCCUGUUGGCAUAAACAUAAGAUUCUGGGUUAGUGAAUCAGUAACAAGACACAGGAUCUAAGUAAAUUUGUUCCCUGGACAUAAUCAUGUCCCAGCUGACCCUCAAGGUAGUGUUGGUAUCCAUCUAUGAAGAUGUGGUAAGCCCACAUUCCAUAUGUACUCUGCUGUUACUUGACCCAAGGACUAAAGUGCUGCUACCAGAUGCAUGCAGUCCCUUCUCUAACAUUCAUAUUUUUGCUCAGGCUAGCCUGGUGCCACUGGGUAGCAUCCACUCCUCAUAAGACACCUAAAUAGGAUUUGGAGUGCUGCCCCCCGCUCCCAGCUCACUUAACAUGGCAGCUUUCCAGUGACAGGCCACACCAUGGUGGUGUAGAGGUGCUUAACUGUCCAUAUUCCUGUUCCUGGAAAGCACACUCAGUUGUAGAAACUGCCAGGUGGGGCAGAGCAUCCUCACAGCCUAUCCAAGGCACUUGCUCUGCAUCCCAGGAAUUGGGGGUAGUACUGACCUCAAGAAGCACACCAAGGCCCUGGCAAAUACUUUGCUGGUCUAGGAAGAGAAAACCUGUCUAUUGCAGAGUUACAGGUGGCAUUUUUUUCUCCAGGCUUAGCUUACUCCGGUCUGAUGUUGGUCAAGUUAGUGCUUAGGAGUCUGUUUAAAAUACCCAUUUGUAUUUACUGUUUUCCCCAAGUACACAGUGUAAAUAGUAUAAUUUGCAGUGCAAAGUCUUUGGCAAUAACUUCAAGAUGUAUACUAUGUUAAACAUUGGAAACACAAGCACCAUGGACUGCCCCAUGCCUUCUGGGCCUGUGGUGACAUGUAGACUCUGGACUUUACAAGUAUCAGCGUGGUUGAAGCAGCAGCCUGCAUGUGUGGACUAUCAUCAGUGCCUCGCCCAGAGAUGCCCGGCCUUCAUCCAAAGGGACCCUGCUGCUCCGAGCCCUGCAAGCAGCACCUACACUGUGGCUCCUUUGUGUUGAAUAUGUUGGACUCUGCUAUAGAUAGACCCCUUUGUCUGGCUGCCGCGGUUUGUAAUGCCUUGACAUGUUGCAUUUCUUUCCCAUUUGGAUGAAUAAAAAUAAAUGCUAUGUGUAAAAUAGGAA